AUGCAGGUCACCGAAACCGUCAAUGAAGGGCUCAAGCGCGAGAUCAAGAUCGUGGUGCCCAAGUCCGAUCUCCAGGCCAAGCUCACCGACAAGCUGCACGAUGCCAAGGGCCGUGUGCGCCUGAACGGCUUCCGGCCGGGCAAGGUGCCGGUCAGCCAUCUGCGCAAGAUGUACGGCAAAUCCUUCAUGGCCGAGAUCGUCAACGAGAUCCUCAGCGAGACGCCGCGCUCCAUCCUUGCCGACCGCGGCGAGAAGUCCGCAACGCCGCCCGAUGUCGACAUGACCGAGGAUGAGGGCGAGGCGGAAAAGGUGCUGACCGGCGAGAGCGAUUUCGAGUUCUCUGUGAGCUACGAGGUCAUCCCGCCGAUCGAGACCAAGGAUUUCUCGACGAUCGCGAUCACCCGCCCGGUGGUCGACAUCGCAGAGGAGGAGGUCGAGGAGCAGGUCAAGAGGAUCGCCCAGUCGGCCGCCGAAUAUUCAGAGAAGAAGGGCAAGGCCGCCGAUGGCGACCGGGUGACGAUCGACUAUGUCGGCAAGAUCGACGGCGAGGCCUUCGAGGGCGGCACCGAUGACGAUACCAAGCUGGUUCUGGGCUCGGGCACCUUCAUUCCCGGUUUUGAGGAGCAGCUCGUCGGCGCCAAGGCGGGCGACGAGACCCAGGUGAAGGUGGCUUUCCCCGAGGAUUACCAGGCCGCCCAUCUGGCCGGCAAGGAAGCGGUGUUCGACGUCACCGUGUCGCUGGUCGAAAAGGCCGAACCGGUCGAGAUCAAUGACGAACUGGCCGAAAAGCUCGGCAUCGAGAGCGCCGAGCGGCUGCCCGCGGUCGUGCGCGAGCAGAUCGAGGGCCAGUAUGGCGGCAUGACGCGCCAGAAGGUCAAGCGCCAGCUUCUCGACGCUUUGGACGAGAUGUACCAGAUCGAAAGCCCGCAAAAGCUGGUCGAGACCGAGUUCAACAAUAUCUGGAACCAGAUCACCAACGAACUGGAGCAGGCCGGCCGCACGUUCGAGGACGAGGAAACGACCGAGGACGAGGCCAGGGCCGAAUACCAGAAGCUGGCCGAGCGCCGCGUGCGCCUCGGGUUGGUGCUUUCGCAGAUCGGCGAGGAUGCCGGCGUCGAGGUGACCGACACCGAGCUGCAGCAGGCGGUGAUGCGCCAUGUGCAGCAAUAUCCCGGCCAGGAAAAGCAGGUCUACGAGUUCUUCCAGAAGAACCCUGAUGCGGUGGCCAAUCUGCGCGCCCCGAUCUUCGAGGAAAAGACCGUCGAUCACCUCCUGACCGUCGUCUCGGUCACCGACCAGACCGUCAGCAAGGAAGAGCUGAUGGCCGAGGACGAGGAUGAGGAAGCCGCGCCGAAGAAAGAGACGAAAAAGGCUGCGCCGAAGAAGAAGGCGCCGGCCAAGAAAAAGGCGCCUGCCAAGAAGAAGGCCGAGGCCGCCGAGGCCAAGGACGGCGACGCCGCCGAAUAG
Effrenium voratum is the source of this 1467-nucleotide messenger RNA. Lineage: Eukaryota; Dinophyceae; Suessiales; Symbiodiniaceae. The record is from the annotation of a GenBank genome assembly.